Messenger RNA from Diospyros lotus (date-plum), 2198 nucleotides. Its product is annotated as laccase-4-like. The transcript has 6 exons. Gene Ontology annotation, cellular component: apoplast. The record is from RefSeq and is a predicted model, not a curated record. Gene Ontology annotation, biological process: lignin catabolic process. Bases 71 to 1735 code for a protein of 554 amino acids. Gene Ontology annotation, molecular function: copper ion binding; hydroquinone:oxygen oxidoreductase activity. Lineage: Eukaryota; Viridiplantae; Streptophyta; Magnoliopsida; Ericales; Ebenaceae.
GAAUAAUCAAUAUACAGUCUGAGAGAGAUAUAUAUAUAUAUAUAUAGAGAGAGAGAGAGAGAGAGAGAGAAUGGCUUAUCGGGUUGUGGCGGCGGUGUUGGUGGCAGCUUGGCUGUUUCCGGCAUUGGCUGAGGGGGCCGUUCGCCAUUACAAGUUCAGUGUGGUAAUGAAGAACAUGACAAGACUCUGCGCGACGAAGCCUAUUGUCACUGUGAAUGGGACGUUCCCGGGGCCUCCUCUCUAUGCCAGAGAAGAUGAUACCGUCAUCCUAAGGGUUGUCAAUCAUGUCCAAUACAACGUUACUAUCCAUUGGCACGGGGUAAAGCAGCUACGGACGGGAUGGUCAGACGGGCCGGCGUACGUCACGCAGUGCCCAAUCCAGCCGGGGCAAAGCUUCAUCUACAAUUUCACGCUCACCGGCCAGAGAGGAACCCUUCUUUGGCACGCCCACAUCAGCUGGCUGAGGGCCACCGUUCACGGCGCCAUUGUCAUCUUGCCCAAGCUCGGCGUUCCCUAUCCUUUCCCGAAGCCUCACAAGGAUGUCAUCAUUGUUCUAGGUGAAUGGUGGAAAUCGGACACUGAAGUGGUAAUAAACCAAGCUAUGCAGUCCGGGUUGGCACCAAAUGUUUCGGAUUCGCAUACCAUCAAUGGCUACCCAGGACCUUUCCCCAACUGCACUUCUCAAGGAUACACGUUACACGUGGAAGCCGGCAAAACCUACAAGUUGAGGAUCAUCAAUGCUGCAGUCAAUGACGAGCUCUUCUUCAAGAUCGCCGGCCACAACCUGACCGUCGUCGAAGUGGACGCCAGCUACACCAAGCCCUUCACCACCGACACCAUAUUCAUUGGCCCCGGACAGACCACCACCGCCAUCCUCACCGCCGACCAGCCUGUCGGCAAGUACCUCAUCGCCAUCUCCCCUUUCAUGGACACCGUGGUGGCCGUGGACAACUUCACCGCCAGCGGCUUCCUUCGCUACAAAGGCACUCACGCCUUCUCCGCCACCGCCCUCACCGCCAUGCCUCCGCAAAACGCCACUCCGGUGACCAACACCUUCACCGAGUCCCUCCGCAGCCUCAACUCAAAACAAUACCCGGCCGCCGUCCCCUUAACCGUCGAUCAUUCCCUCCUCUUCGCCAUCGGUGUAGGAAUCAACCCUUGCGCCACGUGUGUCAACGGCUCCCGAGCUGUGGCGGAUAUCAACAAUGUCAGCUUUGUGUUGCCCACCACUGCUCUCCUCCAAGCACAUUACUACAACAUCAGUGGGAUCUUCACCGAUGAUUUUCCGGGAAACCCUCCAAUCCCUUAUAAUUAUACUGGAAACACAACGACGAAUUUUCAGACUACAAAUGGGACGAAGGUUUACAGGUUGGCUUUUAAUUCCACGGUUCAGGUUGUUCUCCAAGGCACUGCCCUUUUGGCUCCGGAAAGUCAUCCGGUUCAUCUUCAUGGAUACAAUUUCUUCGUGGUUGGAAGGGGAGUUGGGAACUAUGAUCCACUGAAAGAUCCCAAGAAAUUUAAUCUUGUUGAUCCCAGUGAGAGGAAUACAGUAAGUGUGCCAACUGGUGGAUGGACUGCUAUUAGAUUCAGAGCUGACAACCCAGGGGUGUGGUUUCUGCAUUGCCAUCUGGAAGUACACACGACAUGGGGGCUAAAGAUGGCAUUUUUGGUUGACAAUGGAAAAGAGCCGAACCAGUCUAUUCUACCGCCUCCAAGUGACCUUCCACAGUGUUAGAGAAACCCAAUUUAAUUAUUUGAUUAAUUAAUGGCUAGCUUUUCCACUCACGAAUCUCAAUCUGUGGGCUCAUUGUCAUGAAUAUGGGUUUAAUUACAUCAGUAAUUAUAUAUGGAACAUGGAGGUAAAGAAGAAAACAGAAAAGCAAACUGUGAAUGCUUCGUCGUCGACAGACAGAGAACCCACAAUAAAUGGAGUGAGCAGAGAGCUAGAAGGCUGAUGAUGAUUGCUUCUUGAUUAUUGCAGAGCUGGUCAAGCAGAUUAAACUCAAUAAACAUGGGAAGAAGAUCAUGGAUAUCACUCUUAGUUAAUCAUGUUGCAGAAUUAGUUCAUUUAAUUUGCUUAUUUUAACUCUUGUGAUCAAUUGUGUUUGAUUAUUGAUUGUACACCCACUCUGUGCUUGUGCUGGUGUUGAGCCACUUUCCGCAAUCAAAUCAGUUUUCGCUGCAAAAGUGUUAACUUG